Molecule: messenger RNA, 3284 nt
Organism: Puntigrus tetrazona (Sumatra barb)
Lineage: Eukaryota; Metazoa; Chordata; Actinopteri; Cypriniformes; Cyprinidae
Gene: snx1b
Product: sorting nexin 1b
Exons: 15
Coding region: 195-1775 (526 amino acids)
Biological process (GO): early endosome to Golgi transport; intracellular protein transport
Cellular component (GO): endosome membrane; endosome
Molecular function (GO): phosphatidylinositol binding
Source: RefSeq, a predicted model, not a curated record
ACAGCGCUCUUUCUCUCAGCCUGAGAACGCAGAGCCAUCCGCCAAUGUUUUUAAGCAGGCUGAGGUUACCUAGCAGUGAAAUCCAAUCCACGCUUACCUGUAACGGACAGUCAGGUGGAAAUUACGCCAACCCCAAGACUUAAUCCGUUAGGUUUGUUUCUUUUUACGCACAUUUCAUUUGGCCGAAAGAAGCGAUGUCAGGCGGCUGCGGGCGGAAUCCUCCUCCUUUCCCUGAUAAUGAAGAUCAGGAGGCGGAAUUAGACGCUCGGGUGCUGGACAGCGACGAGGAUGAUGAUGAUGAAGGCGAGGACAUAUUCACCGGCGCGAGAAGUAAACCGAUCACACCCACAUCAGCUCCUGAUGAAGGAGAUAUCUUCAGCGAGGAGGGCUCGUACAUCAGGAGCGAUGUCCAUCACGCCACUAAUGGCCUGCACUCUGAUGAAGAGCUGGAUCUGUUCACUGAGGCCACCGUAGAGCUGACACUCACCAACACCACUAGUCAAGGCAGGAGAGAGAUUAUUGGCCCGACCGCAUCGGCUUGCAACACCACACAUGUCCCGAAUUCCGUUCUCAAACCCAGUAUUGUCACCAAGACCAUGGAGGAGUUGGACGAGGAAGAGAGUGGAGACCAGUUCGAGCUGAACAUUUCAGUCACUAAUCCAGAGAAAAUUGGAGAUGGCAUGAAUGCCUACAUGUCUUACAAAGUGUCGACUCAGACUACACUGCCCAUGUUCCUUAACAAGACGUUCUCCGUGCGUCGGCGUUUCAGUGAUUUUCUGGGACUUUAUGAGAAGAUAUCGGCCAAACACUCUCUGCUGGGCUGCAUCAUUCCACCUCCACCUCAGAAGAGUGUAGUGGGCAUGACUAAAGUGAAGGUAGGGAAGGAGGAUUCAUCCUCAGCGGAGUUUGUGGAAAAGAGAAGAGCUGCACUGGAGAGAUAUUUACAGAGAGUAGCGGGUCAUCCAUCACUGUUGCAGGACCCGGAUGUUCGAGAGUUUUUAGAGCGAGACGAGUUGCCCAGGGCCGUGAAUACUCAGGCUUUGAGCGGACCUGGCUUCCUAAAGAUGAUAAACAGAGCAUCGGACGCAGUGAAUAAGAUGACCAUUAAAAUGAAUGAAUCGGAUAAUUGGUUUGAGAGUAAGCUGCAGGAAGUGGAGAACGAGGAGCAGCUGCUGAGGAGGCUCCAUGCUGCCGUUGACUCAUUAGUAAACCACAGGAAAGAGUUGUGUAGUAACACAGCGGUGUUUAGUAAGAGUGUGGCCAUGCUGGGCAGCGUGGAGGAGAACUCCGCCUUAUCUCGUGCGCUGUCGCAGCUGGCGGAAGUGGAGGAUAAGAUGGAGCAGCUGCAUCAGCAACAGGCCUUCAGCGAUUUCUUCAUCCUUGCUGAGCUCCUGGCCGAUUACGUCAGACUGCUGGGGGCCGUGAGGUGCUGUUUCGAGCAGAGGAUGAAAGCGUGGCAGCGUUUGCAGGAAGCUCAGAGCACAUUGCAGAAGAAACGAGAAGCUGAGGCCAAACUGCUCUGGGCGAACAAACCAGAGAAGCUGCAGCAGGCUAAAGAUGACAUAAACGAGUGGGAGUCUAAAGUCAGUCAGUAUGAGAGAGAUUUCGAAAGAGUCACCUGUACUGUGCGUAAAGAAGUGCUCAGAUUUGAGAAAGAGAAAGCCAGAGAUUUCAAACAGCACAUAGUGAAAUACCUGGAGUCCCUGCUUCACACGCAGCAUAGGCUGGUGAAGUGUUGGGAGGCCUUCCUGCCCGAGGCCAAAGCCAUCGCCUGAUCGGGGCCUUACCUCACACGCUUCUAACCUUUGACCUUGACAACAGACAAUCAACAUUUCUCUCUUCCUAUUUCCUUUGCUCUCUGUGUGUGAAAAAAACAUGUACAUCUCAAUACUCAUCCAUAGAUAAGCAGAUCCCCAGGUUGUGAUGGUAAACCAGUGCAGUGACCCAUAUCACUGUUGACAGCUGAAAGUGUAAAGGUUAAAGGUCAGAGCGGCAUUAAGAAAGAACAGCUGUGUGUGGGACGCAGAAAGAAUAUUUUUGUAUGUGUGCACGUAUGUAUGUUAGUGUUAUCCUUAAGGUUUUUAAUGGUGCUUAGCCUGUGUAGUGUUUCAGUAGAGACAUUAAACCGCCUUUAAGAUUGUUGAGUGUCAUUCUGUGUCAUGGAUGCGCACAGGGCUGAGACUGAAGUUUGUAAUCCAUUCCAGAUACUAGAGAAAAACACUUGAGAUGUUCCCGGGGCACUCAACCCAGCCUAACGUUGCACCACAUUUUUAAAAUGAUAACAGAUUUAGAGUAUGAUAUAGGAAGAAAAAAAAAAAAAGAAUGAUUCAGACUACGAAGGGAAAACGUUUGGUGUUAUUUUGUGUUGAUUAGUUUUGACUGAAUUUGUAUGUUCUCCAACAGUUGCACUGAUCUGGACUGGUCCAGAUAAAGGUCUACUUGCAGUACAAGUGUACAAACAUUUCUAUUCUUGUUAAAGCAUACAUUAAUUACAAAGAAAGUUGCAUUUUAGGAGAAUGUGUGAAAAAAAAACAACAACAUUUGUACCGUGUAUGCAUUUAGUCUCUAACGUUUAUGCUCUGCUGGUGUAUUCAUGAUUUCACAAUACCUUGCAGAAACUGGGGCUUCAUUUAUAACAUGCAUCAGAUUUUGAUUCUGUGUCAAAAGCAAGGAACACGUUUGGAUUUAGCAUUGAUUAUGAACUUAAACUCAUAAACCAGUAAUUAAACUUAAUUAAGAACAAUGUCAAGAUAAAUAGGCACAUUUAUAUUAUGUUCCCAAAUGAGCAAUAUUUUCACCACUUUGUGAUGUGCAAUUUGUCACUGCAAUUAGCAAAUUAUAUACUAAUAUAAGGGAUAUUAAUGUGCAUUGUGUAGGUUGUGCUGAUGUAUUUCUUCACAUUGUGCAUGAACUGCAAUUUUAGUAAUGCAUUUAGGGACAUUUUUGUGCAUUGUUGUUACAUCACAAGACCAUUCCAUGCAUGUCUUAUAAAUGGGGCCCCAGGACCGUAAAUGACACAGAUGUUGAAGGGACACCCCCAUAUUGGAAGCAAAGAAAGUUUUUUUUUUGUUUUUUUUUUAAAGCUAGAUUUACACAUAAAACAUUUUGGGUUAUAUAUUCUUGGUAAAAAGCUCUUUUCCUGACACUACACAUGUAUUAUAAGCCUCCAUGUUAACUAUUAACAUGAUGUUAAUGACCUGGUACAUGAAAGAUUGUCUAUUGUUUAAAACAGUUGUCCUGUCAAACUUUAUUUGUAUUUGAUGAAAAUAAAAUAAAAUCAAAAA